GCGCGUGCUGGGCUAGGGCUUGGGGGUGUGGCUCGCUGCUCUGCGCGCGGCGGAGCUGACGACCUCCCGCCCACCACACCUCGUCUUCUUUGGCGUAUCCUCUCAGUGACCCCGAAAGACACCAUCACUCCGAGCACCAAGUCCGCUAAGGGCAGGGUCUCUAAGAGUCAUCUGCAAAUGCUUCCCAUUAUGUGCUCAGUCAGGAUUUGCUGAGUAGACAGGAACUCGUGGACAGACAUUAUGCAUAUAGUAGAAGAUUACAAGGACAGGAGCCCUCUUGUGAAGGUUGAAUGUUCAACCAAAGCAAAGAGCUCCAGUAGCAGAUGGCCAAAGACUACAGAAAAGGAAAGUACUCGCCAGUGGUGCGUUAAAGAGAAAUUUCCUGAAAAGGCUUUACUAGUGAUGGACCCAUAUGUGAUUCAGAUGAACAGCAACAGCAACCUUCCCUCAGUUCUGGAUGUGCACGUCAACCUUGGUGGGAGAAGCUCCGUGCCAGGAAAAAUGAAAGGCAGGAAGGCCAGAUGGUCCGUGAGGCCCUCAGACAUGUCCAACAAAACUUUCAAUCCCAUCCGGACCAUUGUGGACAGCAUGAAGGUGAAGCCUAAUCCAAACAAAACCAUGAUUGCUCUGUCAAUUGGGGACCCUACUGUGUUUGGAAACCUGCCUACAGACCCUGAAGUCACCCAAGCGAUGAAAGAUGCUCUAGACUCGGGAAAGUAUAAUGGCUAUGCCCCCUCCAUUGGCUACUUAUCCAGUCGUGAGGAUAUUGCUUCUUAUUACCACCGGCCCGAGGCACCCCUGGAAGCUAAGGAUGUCAUUCUGACUAGUGGCUGCAGUCAGGCUAUUGAACUUUGUUUAGCUGUGUUGGCCAACCCAGGACAAAACAUCCUAGUUCCAAGACCCGGUUUCUCUCUUUAUAGGACUUUGGCUGAAUCAAUGGGAAUUGAGGUCAAACUCUACAAUUUAUUGCCAGAAAAGUCUUGGGAAAUUGACUUGAAACAACUGGAAUCUCUAAUUGAUGAAAAGACAGCUUGUCUCAUUGUUAAUAAUCCAUCAAACCCCUGUGGGUCAGUGUACAGUAAAAGUCAUCUCCAGAAAAUUCUGGCUGUGGCUGCAAGGCAGUGUGUCCCCAUCUUAGCUGAUGAGAUCUAUGGAGACAUGGUGUUUUCGGGUUCCAAAUUUGAGCCUCUGGCCACCCUCAGCAGCAACGUCCCCAUCCUGUCCUGUGGAGGGCUGGCCAAGCGCUGGCUGGUUCCUGGCUGGAGGUUGGGCUGGAUCCUCAUCCAUGACCGAAGAGACAUUUUUGGCAAUGAGAUCCGAGAUGGGUUGGUGAAACUGAGUCAGCGGAUCCUGGGACCCUGCACCAUUGUCCAGGGAGCUCUGAAAAGCAUCCUACAUCGCACCCCUCAGGACUUCUACCACAACACUCUGAGCUUCUUGAAGUCCAACGUUGAUCUUUGCUAUGACGCACUAGCUGCCAUCCCUGGACUCCGGCCAGUCCGCCCUUCUGGGGCCAUGUACCUCAUGGUUGGCAUUGAGAUGGAACAUUUCCCAGAAUUUGAGAAUGAUGUGGAGUUCACAGAGCGGUUAGUUGCUGAGCAGUCAGUCCACUGCCUCCCAGCAACGUGCUUUGAGUACCCGAAUUUCUUCAGAGUGGUGAUCACAGUCCCCACAGUGAUGAUGCUGGAGGCCUGUAGCCGGAUCCAGGAGUUCUGCGAGCUGCACUAUCACUGUACUGAAGGGAGCCAGGAGGAGUGUGACAAAUAGGCCCAAGUCCGUUCUCUUGAGUAUGUGUCCCAUCUGGGGAAGGCUGGACUGGGCCUUGCUGUUCCUCAAGAGGAAUCAGGUGCCCCUACUGGGAGAGGGGCCUCAAAAGCAUGUCAAGCGUUCAGAAUCGCUCCUGCUUUCCCCCAGCUAUGUCCACAUACACACUCUGAACCCCAGAUUGUCCUCUCACUCUGCUCUGCUGGAGUGACUCACUCAUUCAUUAAUCUGCCCCCUCCUAUAUGACUUCCUCCUUUUUUAUUGAGAGUACUUGGUGAACAGAAAGCACCAGAGACAAGAAAAUUAAAAGCUCAUGAUAAGAGAAACAAAAGAUUGAGAGAAUUUGUGUCCCAACCAUUUCCUCAUACUAUAAAUAAGAAUACACUCUCUCCAGUCAGGUCUGAGGCCUAAUUCUGUUACUGCUUCACUUCAGGUAUACCUCGCUUUAUGCAAUAGAACUACAAUGAAAGAAGUUGGGGACACAUAUAUUGGUUAAUUAUUUUCUAAACACAUUAGGAAAGUUUGCUAAUUUGAAAGAUCCCUUGCAGAAACAUUUUCGUUGAUUUUUUUUUUAAGAACUGUUGAUCGUAUGGGGUGCCUGUCUGGCUCAGUUGGUAGAGCAUGUGACUCUUGAUCUUGGGGUCAUGAGUUCAAGCCCCACAUUGGGUUCAGAGAUUAUAUCAAUCAAUAAAUCAAUCAAUCAGAAUUGUUGAUUGUAAAGGUAAUCAGUGGACUUUCUAAAUUUAGAUAUGUGUGCAUCAGGGUUUCUUAAAAUGAGGGCACAUCUGUAUUUAAAAAAAAAAAAGGAGGACUCAUCGGACCUUCCAGAAAUACUGUGGUGUAAGGGCCAGAAAUAUUCUCAUUUAUCAUUGUUAUGGAAUCAUUGCUUUUGCUGUAAGGUUGAUAAUGAUUUAUUGAUAUGUAUAUUAUAUUAUCUUUUCAUAUGUUUUCUAAGAAACAUUUAUAUUGACAAGAUCCUUUAUUUUGCCAAGGGCAUAAAUUAUUGUUUUUCUUCUUUUUUAAAAAAAUAAAUUUUACUAAGUA
Molecule: messenger RNA, 2808 nt
Organism: Felis catus (domestic cat)
Lineage: Eukaryota; Metazoa; Chordata; Mammalia; Carnivora; Felidae
Gene: TAT
Product: tyrosine aminotransferase
Exons: 14
Coding region: 241-1767 (508 amino acids)
Biological process (GO): biosynthetic process; aromatic amino acid catabolic process
Molecular function (GO): L-tyrosine:2-oxoglutarate transaminase activity; pyridoxal phosphate binding
Source: RefSeq, a predicted model, not a curated record